Molecule: messenger RNA, 3154 nt
Organism: Aplysia californica (California sea hare)
Lineage: Eukaryota; Metazoa; Mollusca; Gastropoda; Aplysiida; Aplysiidae
Product: peroxisomal NADH pyrophosphatase NUDT12
Exons: 10
Coding region: 91-1596 (501 amino acids)
Biological process (GO): NADP+ catabolic process; NAD+ catabolic process
Cellular component (GO): cytosol
Molecular function (GO): NADH pyrophosphatase activity; protein binding; metal ion binding
Source: RefSeq, a predicted model, not a curated record
CUUCUCACCACCUCUCUCCGGCUGCUGCAGUUGUGGUCCGUGGAUGUGCCUGCCUGGACUCUGAAUGUCUAGUCAUCCUCUCCAAAAUACAUGACGCUUUUUUCACGAACGUUGCGGUGUCAGGCAGCAUUCCGUCGGUUUCCUGUUGAGCUGUCAUCGCCUGGUGCACCUGGAACUUUCAAUAAUAUUAGAAAACUGUCCCAGACAUUUUCAAGAACUUCUUGUCGUGCACCCGUUGAGGCUGUUGCUGUGAGGGGGAAAAUGAAUAACAACAAUUACCCUCUGGAUUACUCUCGUGGCGGUAUCAAGGAGUUCAACCAAAGGUUCUUGGACAGUGCUGCUCGUGGUGACCUUGCAGAAAUAAGCGGUUUACUGGGUGCUGUGGAUAUCAACGUGAAAAGUGAGAGAGGAUGGACGGCUUUGAUGUUUGCUGCACGAAAUGGACAAACCCAUGUCAUAUCCAUACUUAUAGAGAGAGGUUGUGAUGUAAACUGCUUGAAUGCCUCUGGACAGACUGCCCUGGAAAUCGCUCGCUUCUGGAACCACAGUGAGGCUGCUUCUGUAUUGUCUCAGCAUAAACAGGGUGUGGAGUUCGACCAAAUCCACAACUACUUCUCUCUCAACCCACUGUAUAGGGCUUCAGAAAUGAGGAAAGAUACCGCAGGUCUUCAAGCAGCCAAAAACAACAUGUCCACGAAAUUUGUCUUGUUCUCAGAUCAGAAGCCCUUCUUAUUGAGGUCAGAAGAGCCUUCAAGAAAAUACAAAUUUGCUGUUUUCAACAUUAACCAGCUGGGCACAGAAUUACUUGAGAGAGGGACUGUUAUAUUCCUGGGACUUGAAACUUGGGACCCUGAUUCAAAUGCUUGGUUUGCUGUUGACAUCAAAGAGGAAUUGUCAGAUAUUGGUCCAAAGUUCUUCCCUGAAGGAAAAUAUGCAACUCCUUUCCCAGUGACAAUGCAAAUGGAACCAACCCAGGCAGGGAUUUUUGCGGAAGCACACUCUGUCUUAUGCUGGUUGGAUAAGUACAAGUUUUGUUCUACUUGUGGAAGUGCCACCAAAAUUGCUGAAGGAGGUUACAAAAGAGUUUGUCAAAAUUGGGAAUGUUCAAGUAACAAGGGUGUUCAAAAUACUUGCUAUCCGCGUGUGGACCCAUCACUCAUCAUGCUGGUAGUGUCACCUGAUAAAAAAGAUUGCUUGCUUGGAAGGCAGAAAAGAUUUCCCCCCAAGAUGUACUCAUGUCUUGCUGGAUUCAUGGAACCAGGUGAAUGCCUUGAGGACACAUGCCGAAGAGAAGUAGAGGAAGAAAGUGGCAUCAAAGUUGGUCGAGUUGAUUAUCAUUCCAGCCAACCAUGGCCCUUCCCUGCUGUUCUAAUGCUUGGGUGUAUAGCUUAUGCACGCACAAGUGCGCUAAAGUGUUCCAAACCUUAUCCUCAGGUGGACACGAGUGAGUUGGAGGAGGCUCGUUGGUUCUCUCGAGCGGAAGUGGCACAGAUGCUAGCGGGUCAACACCCACAUGGCCUCUAUGUUCCUCCUGGAGAGGCUAUAGCGCAUCAGCUGAUCAAGUCAUGGGUGGCAAGCAGCUUUUCCAAUUUAUAGGAUUGGCUUUGAAUUGUAGUUUCUGUUUGUUUUUCAUGCAUUAAAGAAAGGAUUUUUUAUGGUGGGCUAUGUCAUGUGGUACCAUUUUGCCCCCCCACAAAACAAAAAAAAUUAUAAUAUGGUUGAAUAGGCAGCUCAUAGAAUUUAUAGGAUUGGAAAGGUUGGUUUUUUUUAUAGUUUUUUUUUGUUUUUCGUGCUUUAAUAAGGAUUUUUAUAAUGGGCUAUUUCAUGCAAUACCAUUAUGCCUCCUAGAAUAUUUUUGUGAUAUAAUUGAGCAGAUUCUAAAGUUUGGAACUGGAAAUGGAGAGUUGAUUUUUUUGUGUACAUCAACAUUAUUUCUUGAAGCUGAAAGUAAAUAUGUGUGACUUUUGAUUUUACUCCUUUUCUUAAAAAACCACCACAGGCACAACUCACAUGUAAGCUUCUGCUUCUGUCGUCAGAACUAAAUCCACCUGCUUUAGAUGAAAAUUCUUAUGCUGUCAAGAGAAUUAUCAGUCACUGUUAGGUAUAAGCCUUUGAAAUAUAAAUCUGCAUAAAGAUAAUGAUGAUUUGUUGGAAAGACAGGGUACUGAACAAUCAACAACUUGUUCUCAUAAUUUGUUUGAAUCCUGAAAAAACUCUAGAAAACAUCCGAAUUGGCUUGCUUCGGACAUAUAAUGAGGCAAGAUGGUUUUCCAAAAACAGUGCUGAUAAGAAAAAUAGAAAGAAAGAGAGAAACGUUAAAGGAUCAAGAUGUCAAAGGACAAAUUAUAUAAAAGACUGGACAGGGAGCAGAAAAAAUGCUGGCUGAGUGCAUGACAAUGGCACAGGACAGAUUGGCUAGGAGAGGUGUGGUUCAUCUACCUCAGUCCUGGGACAACACAUGAUAACAACAACUACAACGAAACCUCUGUGUGCUGAGAUGUAUAGGUGUAAUGUUUUCUUCGAUAUAUCGCCUCUGCCUUUCUUCUUUUUUUCCUCCAUAUUCUAACUUCUGGACCAAGUGUGCUGCCAUUUAACAUAACAUUUUUGUCUAGUCAGAGUUAAUGAACAAAUUGGAAAUUGUAAGUACUUUAAGUCCUCAAAGUUGAAUUAUAGGGCUAGUUGUAAAAUUUGUUUUGUGUUCUUGUUCAAGAAUUUGAUACGGCUACUGUGACACUUUAUUGCUGAAUAAAUGCUAUGUGAUUUCCAUACUUUUCUUGUAUUGAGCAAUCAGGAAUUUACUUAUCAGACUUUUCUUUGUAUGAACGCAGAAGUCAGGAUUAUAUUACAUGUUGAUCAGAUUAUUAGGAUAUCAAAGAUGAAAGUCCUUCAUAUAUGUUUUUAUGGACAUUCAAAAGGUAUCCACUGGUUGAUUCUUUAUUUCUUCUUUCGUGAUCAUAUGUGAUGUCAAGCAUAAUGUAACUUAUCGUUGAUUGCGUGCUUCCAUUUAUCACAGUAAACAUUUAAUCAGUGGUGCUUGACUUUGAAGAUGAAUAUGAAGUCUUUAGCUGGCAUUAAAAAGAUAUGUUUACACUAUGCAAUACACAUGACUUUUUUUACUGAAUGAUUGUGAUCAAUAAAUAUGCUUACAGUUUCA